UAAAAUGUCCCUAAGAUCUCUCACCUCUAAACCCAAAACCCUUCACUGUAUCUUCCACUCUCUUCUCUCACCCUCCAAACCCAACACUCAUUACAAUCCCUUCUCUUCUCUCACUUACCAAAACCCACCACCUCCACCAUCACCACACCUGGUGAAUGAGAUCUCACGCAUUCUCAGCGACCACAGAAACCCUCACCACGACUUGGAGCAUUCCCUCAACCCUUUGUGUACCCAAAUAUCCACAAACUUGGUUGAACAAGUUCUAAAACGGUGCAAAAAUCUUGGCCUCCCUGCCCACAGGUUCUUUCUCUGGGCUAAAACAAUUCCGGGGUUUCAGCACAGUUUUGAAAGCUAUCACAUUUUGAUUGAGAUUUUAGGAAGUAGCAAGCAAUAUGCUGUGUUGUGGGAUUUUCUUAUAGAAGUGAGAGAGUCCAAGUGUUUUGAGAUUGUCCCAGAAGUUUUCUGGCUUAUUUUUAGAGUUUACAGUAGAGCUAAUUUGCCUCGUGAUGCUAUUCGAGCUUUUAAUAGAAUGGUUGAGUUUGGAAUUAAGCCUAGUGUUCAUGAUCUUGAUCAGCUUAUGUAUACAUUAUGUAAAAGAAA
Messenger RNA from Prunus mume (Japanese apricot), 600 nucleotides. The record is from RefSeq and is a predicted model, not a curated record. NCBI's taxonomy places the organism in Eukaryota, Viridiplantae, Streptophyta, Magnoliopsida, Rosales, Rosaceae.